Molecule: messenger RNA, 2278 nt
Organism: Vicia villosa (hairy vetch)
Lineage: Eukaryota; Viridiplantae; Streptophyta; Magnoliopsida; Fabales; Fabaceae
Product: transcription termination factor MTERF15, mitochondrial-like
Exons: 2
Coding region: 198-1352 (384 amino acids)
Biological process (GO): regulation of DNA-templated transcription; chloroplast organization
Cellular component (GO): chloroplast
Molecular function (GO): double-stranded DNA binding
Source: RefSeq, a predicted model, not a curated record
GCAUCAAAAAGAAAACUCUUUUCUUUGUUUCUCCUCACAAGCGAACAUUCCUUGGAAUAUCAUGCAGGAGAGAGCCUCCAUUCUCCUCCGAUUCCGAUUUGCUCUAGGAAUUUCAUCUGAGCAACAAGGUAUGUACGUAGAAUAAUCCCACUUUUUCAUCUCUUCCGUUUCUGCUUUUUACAUUACCCCGAUUUCCAAUGUUCACCACUCAUCGCCAUAGAUCCAUUCUCUAUCUCAAAGCCUUAACUUUUCCCCCAACCUCAAACCCUAACCCUAAUUUCCACCAUUUCUGCACCACUUCUUCCAAUUCAACCCCAUUCCCAGUCUCCUACCUCAUCCACAAUCUCGGCUUCUCCCCACAACUUGCUUCCAAACUUUCCUCCACAUACAGUCUUCGUUUCAAAACCAACCAAAACCCUGAUUUAGUUCUCAACUUCUUCAGAACCCAUGGUUUAUCUGAUUCCCAACUACGCCACAUGAUUGCCAAGGCACCAUGGCUACUUUCCUGUGACCCCUUCAAAAGGGUCUUACCAAAGUUUCAAUUUUUUCUCUCUAAAGGCGCUUCCACCUCUGACAUUGUUAACCUUGUCACUAAGUGCCCUGCGAUUCUCUCUCCAAGCCUGGAGAAUCAUAUAGUCCCAACCUAUGAAUUUCUCAGUAGAUUCUUGCAAUCUCACAAGGACAUUGUUGCUUAUGCAAUUCAAAAUCAUGUUUUAUUUAGUCGCCAUAACGUGUCACGUAACGUUAGAAUGUUGAUUGAGAGUGGAGUUCCGGAGUCGAGCAUUUCUAGAUUGCUUCGGAUGAAUAGCAAGGUACUCAACAGCACAAAAGGCCUUCUGAAGCUUGUGGAGGAAGUAAAGGAGUUGGGGUUUAAUCCUUCGCAUUCACAUUUCUCAAUAGCUUUGCAUGCCAAAAGAACAGUAUUGGAAGCCAGGUGGAAAGAGAAAGUUGAUGCCUUUAAGAAAUGGGGUUGGUCGGAUGAAGAUGUUCUAGAAGCAUUUCGAAAGCAUCCUCAUUGUAUGUUAGCUUCUGUUGAUAAAAUUAACAUAAUAAUGAACUUUUGGGUCAAUCAGUUGGGUUGGGAUGCUAUGGCCAUUGCUAAUGUACCAAGGAUUUUGGGGGCCAGUAUGGAGAGAAAGAUCAUACCAAGGUCCUCAGUUCUGCAAUAUCUUCUGAAGAAUGGUUUGCUAAAAGAGAAAGCAAGUUUAACUUCUCCAUUUCUAGUCGGCGAUGAGACGUUCAUUGAAAAAUAUAUAAUGCCUUUUAAGGAGGACUCUUCUUAUCUCGUUAAGCUUUAUGAAGAAAAACUGAAUCUUGCACAAGACAAGGACAACAAAGAUGGCAUGAUAUGAACAAAUUUACAGCUCGUGCCUAAACAGUUGUGUUAAUGCACUGUAAAUCAAAAGCACGGUGAAGCGAAGGACCGAGUUAAAUCAUCACUGAAGUGAAACGAAGCAUGACAAGGUGCAGGGUAGACAAAUAUUUACUUCUGCACUGAUCUAUCAUUUCAAGACAGACUUAAGAGUAAGGACUAUUAGUCCAUAAAUUUUCUAACGAUGAGGAUGUUGAAAGAUGUAAAACCAAUGUGAGAAAAAUAUGAUGUGGAUGAAUUGUUUGAGUAAGGUAUGUAAUAUGAAGAGCAUAUCAAUAAAUCAUAUCAUAUCACAAGUAUCAUGUCUCAUGUCUAAUACUAGGAAAUAUCAUAAUAAUACCAUAUCAUAUCCAAACAUCAUGUGUAUCAAUCAUAUCACAUUUGCAAAUACUUAUUUCAUAAGUACUUAUUUAAAGGUAACCAACAAAAAGUCACAUCUCUUGACAUGAAAUAUCAUUGUUUCAUGCAUAACCAACCCUUUAGAUUUUAUUCAAAGUUUAUAAAGAAGUUAAAGGGCUCAUGAAUGGAGCACUUAAAAUGGUGGAGCUGCUCUCUGGUUAAACAGCGCCGAGUUUCUGGUGAGACGAGAAUAACACGGAAUCAUAAGCUUCAAAAGACGGGGUGAAGGUUGACUCUCAAUGUCUCCCAACAUCACGUCCAAAGCUCGACCGACCGCAUAAUAGCGGUCUGGUGUAGCACAAACAUAAGCCAAAUCAUCGUCAUCUAAAAGAAUUUUCUCAACAAUAAAUGUUGCAACCUAUGUAACAUAAAAAUUUCAUUAGAAGUUAUAAUUGGUAGUAUUUGCUAAUUGAAAACAGUUCAACUAUUCAACUGCCUUAGUAUUACAAUUCAAGUAACUUUUUAUAUAUUUCUCGCAUUCAUAACAAAACUGUAAAUAAGUGUCUA